Messenger RNA from Penicillium waksmanii, 1245 nucleotides. Its product is annotated as amino acid permease family protein. Gene Ontology annotation, molecular function: transmembrane transporter activity. Gene Ontology annotation, biological process: transmembrane transport. Gene Ontology annotation, cellular component: membrane. Lineage: Eukaryota; Fungi; Ascomycota; Eurotiomycetes; Eurotiales; Aspergillaceae. Bases 1 to 1245 code for a protein of 414 amino acids. The transcript has a single exon. The record is from RefSeq and is a predicted model, not a curated record.
AUGCCAUCGGCCCUUGGGCAGGCAUAUUAUGUGUUUCGUCUGUGUAACAACUCGACUGGGCGAUUCCUCUCGUAUAUGUGCGCUUGGAUCAAUGUCUUUGGCUGGUGGACUGCGACCGCGACGCUGGUUGCUUUCAACACCAAUUUCCUCCUAGGGAUGAAACUGAUGUUUGACCCAGAGUGGGAUGGUAUCAAUCAAGGCUGGCUUAGCUUUGUCGUCUAUCUGGGCUUGUCACUUAUGGUGACCGUCGUUAAUGUCGUCAGCUGCCGGAAAGACCAUGUGCUUCCAUGGUUGAAUAAUGUGAUGGGAGUUGGAUUCGCUGCUCUCUUUAUUGUCUUCUCCCUCGCAUUUCUGAUCUCCGUCGCCACAAGCACUCACCUAUCCUUCCGAACCCCAACUUUCGUGUUCGGGACAUGGACGAACCAAACAGGAUGGAAUGACGCGGUCACCUGGUUUCUAGGCCUUUUGCAGUCUGCCUAUGGCCUAACAGCAUUUGACUCGGUGAUUCAUAUGGCCGAGGAGAUCCCCGACCCGCGUCGGAAUGUUCCUAAAGCCAUGUACCUCGCAAUUCUCUCCGGAGCAGGAACAAGUUUUGCAUUUAUGGUGAUUUGUCUUUUCUGCCUUCCGGAUGAGACGGCCAUCGCAGAUCAUCCAUCUGGCCUACCGUUCAUUGGGCUCGCUCAACAGAUAGUGGGCCUGCAAGGAGCCUUUGCUCUUGUUGCAUUGUUCACUAUUAUCUCUAUUGGGCAAAAUAUCAGUGUUGCGACAACGGCCUCCCGCAUGACUUGGGGCUUUGCACGAGAAGGCGGUUUUCCAUGGAGCAGGUAUUUCUCCCAUGUGGACCCUACCUGGAAAGCUCCAGUACGAGCGACAUGGGCCCAGGGCUUUAUUAUUGCUCUAGUCGGCGUUUUAUACCUCUUCUCUACCACCGUCCUCCAGGCAAUCGUGAGCGUUAGUAGCAUCGCAUUAAUGAUCUCUUACGGCUUGCCAAUUGCUACUCUCCUCAUUAUCGGGCGAGAUAAACUAAAUCCCGGACCAUUUAGGCUAGGAAAAUGUGGAACGGCACUUAAUUAUGUCAGCGUUAUAACCUGCACUGUGGUCUCGAUCUUUUUCUUUUUCCCAAGCAGACCAAAUCCUGGUGGCAGUGAUAUGAAUUAUGCUAUCGCAGUCUUCGGGGCAAUGAUGCUUGUUUCACUGACAUUCUGGUUCCUGAAGGGCCGUCACACUUAUUUUAGGAUUGAAUGA